GUGUGGAACAUUGCGUCAGUCCUGUACGAAGAAGUCAAGUAGCCAGUGUCCGUAUUUUAAAAUGAAGCUGAUCACCUUCGCUCUUGUACUAUGCUGCUUCUUAGACUUGGUCCUGCCAGAGUGCAAAACAGAAAUACCCGUGGCGAUAGAGGAGGAAGCCAACAGGGAAUGCAGGGCAAGAUUCGACAGGGAGUUCAACCCCACUGCUCCGGUACAACCUUCGCGUCCAGGGUUUCCGGACCCCGUCACGUCCAGGUGCUGUUACUUGCUGUACAGCAUCCACUGCCUUCCCGAAAUACUGGCAAGCAAAGGAUGUAAUUUUGAGAUUCUCGGAUAUUUGAUAGCACAGAAGAGCGAACGUGUGGCGCAAUCGUGUGCACGUACAGCAUGGCAAUGGGCCUGGAGGUGCUCUUCUGCUCAUGCUGGAAGGUGCGGCGGCAGAGAAACAAUAGCAGCGUCCGAAGCGGCGUGCUACGACCGAUAUCUAUCGUUAAAAGGUCUCCCUCCUGUCGAACCAGACCCGCAAGACAGCAGCCAUACCAAGGCUAAACGACGGUGCUGCGUUUUGGAAUUCAACAAAGUAUGUGUUCAGCAACAUCUAAGAUCAUUAGGAUGCACUGAUGAGUAUGGUACAAAGUACGCUGCGGAGCUACAGAAACAAAUAGAUGGCCCUUGUGGAACAUCGAACUGGAACUGUGCCGUUCCACCAGCGUGCACUGCUGACACAGUACACAAUGCGACAAAUGAUUGCAUCGUAAAAUAUUUGAUCGAGUACCUUCCAAAUGUCCCUGAUCCAGGGCCACGAGCUAGAGACAGGAGCCCAGAGGCGCAGAGACGGUAUUGCUGUGUAAUGGACUACAACAAGAAAUGUGUUCCGCAAUUGCUCCGCAGACAACUGUGCGGAGAAUCUCUUAUCAAUCAGUUCCUCAACCAAGUACAGGCUGAAUGUGGGAAACAGCUUUGGCGAUGCCCCGGGGAUACAACGUGUAACGAAUUAACACUGCAGGGAGCCGAAACUCAGUGCGCCGAAAAGUAUGAACAGGAACACGCCCUCCCUUCUGGAGGUCUAAUGUCCACCAAUGACAAACGAUACUGCUGCGUGUUGCAGUACAAGAAGGAUUGUGUUCCAGAAGAAUUGAAGCGAUACAAAUGUGAACAGCAGUUUACUGCAAAUUAUGUUACAAAGAUACAGAGUGACAUAAGAAACCAAUGUGGAGCAACGAACCUUGAGUGUGCCGUUUGUCCAAAAGGAUUACUAGAGAGCGCAAGGAGAGAGUGCAACAACACGUAUCGAAGGGAUAUAACUGCAUCCAUACUGCGUUGCUGUGUGUUCGAACACAGCAAGACUUGUGUUCCGGAGAUACUCAAAGGAAAAAAAUGUGAUGAGACGACUCUUCUUGAUGUGCACUCUACUGACAUCAAGGUUGAGUGUGGAACAUCUAAGCCAGUCUGCUUGGUGUGCAACCAAAAAGCUCUAUCCGAUGCCGCAGAUGUGUGCACCAAGAAAUAUUAUCAGGAACACGGCGUCGUUUCUCGAGGCCGUGUAUCCGGGGCAGAUAGCAGACGGCAGUGCUGCACUUUGGAUUACGAGAAGAGAUGUGUUCCACGCGAAUUAAGUCAAAAAGGAUGCAGGGAAGAAAUUUAUCAACCGUAUGUUGACAAGAUACGAGAUCAAAUGGAUGACCAAUGUCAAUCACCGUACUGGCACUGUGACCUUUGUCCUGCUGGAUUGCUAGCUAGUGCGAAGAGCACGUGCAACAGCAAUUAUCAGAAGAUACGAAACGCAUCCAAACUACAUUGUUGUGUGAUGGAAUAUAGCAAGACGUGUGUCCCAAAAAUUCUCAACGAAGAAAGAUGCGACGUGUCGUUUCAUAUUGAGCGGUUCCUCGAUGACGUCAAGGCUGUCUGUGGAGCAUCGAAGCUGAACUGUGGGUUUGUUACGGGGUGCAAUCAACAAACGAUAUCCGAUAUCGAAGGUGUGUGCACCAGAAUGUACCAACAGGAACACGGCUUCAUUUCUCGAGGCCUGAUGACCUUUGCCAAUAACAAACGACAAUGCUGCAUUUUGGACUACAAGAAGAAUUGUGCUCCAGAUCAAUUAAGACAAGAGGGAUGUGAUGAACAACAAGUUAGAGAUUAUGUUACAAAAAUAGAGAAUGAAAUGAGGAGCCAGUGUGCAGGAUCGAACUUGAACUGUGCCGUUUGCCCACAAGGAUUACUAGAGAAUGCAAAGAGUACCUGCCAAAACAAUUAUCAACAGGAUGAAACUGCAUCCCAACUGCAUUGUUGUGUGAUGGAAUACAGCAAGACUUGUGUUCCCGAGAUACUCAACAGGCGUGGAUGCGAUCAGACGUUUCUUCUGGAGCGCUUCAUCAGUGACGUCAACGCUGACUGUGGAACGUCGAAGCCCACCUGCGUGUCGUGCAAUCCAGAACAAAUAUCCAAUGCCGAAGGUGUGUGCCGGGGGAAAUAUGAAAAGGAACAACACGGCCUCACUUCUCGAGGCCUGAUGUCCGCCAGUGACAAACGACAGUGCUGCAUGCUGUACUACAACAAGAACUGCGUUCCAGAACAACUAAAACCAAAAGGAUGCAGUGAUCGAACCCUUCGAAACUAUGUUAGUAGGAUAGAGGACACAAUGAGAGUCGAAUGUACGACAUUGACGCCGUCCUGUUACGUUUGCUCCCAAGAAGUACUAAGCAGUGCAAAGCGUACCUGCAACGACAACUACCAACAGGAUCAAGCUGCAUCCCAAGAGCGCUGUUGUGUGGUGAAAUACCUCAGGACUUGCGUUCCGGAAAUACUCAAAAGAGAAACCUGCGAUGAGAAGGAUCUUCUUGAGCAGUUCAUCAAGGACGUCAACGCUGAGUGUGGAACAUCGGUGCCAGACUGCUUGGCGUGCAAUCAAAAAACAAUCUCCGAUACCGAAGAUUCAUGCAUCAGGAAAUAUCAACAGGACCAUGGCGUCGUUUCACGGGCCCCGCCAUCCGUCCAAGACAAACGACGGUGCUGCACUUUGGACUACAAGAAGAAGUGUGUGCCAGACCAAUUAAAACCAAAAGGAUGUAGUGAACAACUUCUUAAAAACUAUGUUGCAAGGAUAGAGAGUGACAUCAGGAACGAAUGCGCAGCAUCGAACUUAGAAUGUGGCAUUUGCCCUCAAGGACUACUACAGCGUGCAAAGAGCACCUGCACCAGCAAUUAUGAAAAGGAUCCAACUGCAUCCCGAGUGCAUUGUUGUGUUGUGGAAUACAGCAGGACAUGUGUUCCAGACAUACUUGAAAAACAAAGGUGCGAUGAGACAUAUCAUCUUGAGCAGUUCUUCAAGGAAGUUGAAGCUGAGUGUGGAACAUCGAAGCCAGUCUGCUUGGAGUGCAAUCCGAAAACAAUAUCUGAUGCCGAAGAGUUGUGCUCCUGGAAAUAUCAACGGGAUCAUGACGUCAUUUCUCGAGGUCUCAUGUCCGUCGAUGACAAACGAGUAUGCUGUAAGCUGGAUUACAAGAAGAAUUGCGUUCCAGCAGAAUUAAGACCAAAAGGAUGUGGUGAACAACUUCUUAACAACUAUGUCUCAAGGAUAGACGGUGAAAUUAGAAACAAAUGCACAGCAUCGAACUUGAUCUGUGGCGUUUGCCCUCAAGGAUUACUAGUGAGUACAAAGAAUACCUGCGACAACAAUUAUCGAAGGGAUCAAACUGCAUCUCAACUGCAGUGUUGUGUGAUGGAAUACAGCAAGACAUGUGUUCCGCAAAUACUCGAAAGACAGAGAUGCGACGAGACGUUUCUUGUUGAGCGGCUCUUCAGAGACAUCAACAGAGACUGUGGAACAUCGAAGCCCGUCUGUUUGAAGUGCGAUCAGAAAGCAAUAUCCGAUGCAGACGAUUUGUGCCUGAAGAAAUAUGAACAGGAACACAGCGUUGUGUCUCGAAAGCGGAGGUCCGACAACGACAAACGACCGUGCUGCAUGUUGGACUACAAGAAGUCGUGUGUUCCAGACGAAUUAAAACCAAAAGGAUGCAGUGAUCAACCCCUUCAGAGUUAUGUUGCGAAGAUAGAGAGUGACAUGAAAAAGCAAUGUACAACAACGAACUUGAACUGUAGCGUUUGCCCUCCAGGAAUACUAGACAGUGCAAAGAGUACCUGCUUCAACAAUUAUCAAAAGGAUCAAACGGCAUCUCUGCUGCAUUGUUGUGUGUUGGAAUACAGCAAGACUUGUGUUCCGCAAGUGCUCGGCAAACAAGCGUGCGAUGAGACGUCUCUUCUUAAGCGUUUCUUCGAGGACAUCAAAGCUGAGUGUGGAACAACGAAGCCUUCCUGUGUGGUGUGCAAUCAAAACACAAUAACCGAUGCUGAAAAUUUGUGCUUGAGAAAAUAUCAACAGGAACACGGCAUCAUUUCUCGGGGCCUGAUGUCCACCAAUGACAAGCGACUGUGCUGCACGUUGGACUACAAGAAGAAUUGUGUUCCAGACCAGUUAAGGCCGAAAGGAUGUGGUGAAACACUUCUUCAAAAUUAUGUCACAAGGAUGGAGAAUGAAAUGAGAACUAAGUGUUCGGCAUCGGACACCAUGUGUGCCGUUUGCCCUCAAGGAUUGCUAACCAGUGCAAAGAGUACCUGCAACAACAAUUAUGAAAAGGAUCCAACUGCAUCGAAGCUGCAUUGUUGUGUGUUGGAAUACAGCAAGACCUGUGUUCCGGAAAUACUCGAUGGACAAGGAUGCGACGAGACGUUUCUUCUUGAGCGGCUCUUCAGUGAGAUCAACGCUGACUGUGGAACAGCGAAGCCAGUCUGUACGGGGUGCAAUCCAACAACAAUAGCCGAUGCUGAAGAUGUGUGCUUCAAGAAAUAUCAACAGGAACGCGGCACCAUUUCUCGGGGCCUCAUGUCUAGCAAUAACAAACGUUUGUGCUGCACCUUGGACUACAACAAGAAAUGUGUUCCAGGCCAACUAAAACAAAACGGAUGUGGUCAACAAAUUCUUGAACAGUAUGUUGCAAAGAUAGAGAGUGAAAUGAGAAACCAAUGUGCACCAUCGGACUCUACUUGUGCCACGUGUCCUGCAGGACUACUAGCCAGUGCAAAGAGUACGUGCAACGACAAUUAUCUGAAGAUGCAAGACGUGUCCAAAGAGCAUUGUUGUGUGAUGGAAUACAGCAAGACUUGUGUUCCGGAAAUAUUCGAAAGACAAAGUUGCGAUGAGUCGUUUCUUCUUGAGCGGCUCUUCAACGACAUCAACGCUGAGUGUGGAAAUGUGAAGCCAGUCUGCAACGUUCCAACAGACGUUCCAGGCGACGCCACGUCUAAGUGUCCUGACGAAACGUUAUCCGUUGUGCAGAGUGCGUGCCAACUAAAGUUUUUGAAGGAACACGGCCUCACUGCUCCCCCUGAGUACGUGAAGACUGAGGCGAACAAAUGGUAUUGCUGUAUGAUGCAGUUCAUCCUGACUUGUCUUAAGGACACGCUGAAACAACACUCAUGCAAUCCCGGAGAUAUUGUUCCGACGUUCACCAAGAAAGUUGAGUCUGAGUGUGGAACGUCCAAGGUGUCAUGCCCUUCCCAGUGCAGUAGCAACGCAUUAUCCCAUGCCGAGUCCGUGUGCGAGGAGAAAUAUCUGCGUACCCAUGUGGUGAGCAAACCAGAAAAGAACGACCCAGAUUUUCAGAAACGUCGAUGCUGUAUAAUGGAAUACAGCCAGACUUGUCUCCCGGAGCCACUCAAACAAAAAGGAUGCGAUGACACAGGUUAUGUUCAGCUCUACAUCCAACAAUUUCAUGCUAAAUGUGGGACAUCCAAGUUGGACUGCGUCGCUAAACCGUAUUGCGACCCAGAAACAAUAUCUAAAUUCGACAACGACUGCGCCGCAAAAUAUAAGAAGUUGUAUGGCAGUACUACGCCAAAACCUGAUGAGAAGAAAGAGCCUGCGAGUCUGACCCCCGAGAUUGACAAGCAACUGUGCUGUUCCUUGGAAUACAGCAAGAGUUGCGUUACGGGAGUGCUAAAAGACAAACACUGCAGUGAUGAGAUCAGCGCGUCUUUUCUUGAACAGAAAAAGAAGCUAAUGGCAAAUCAGUGUGGAGCGUCGAAACUGGAGUGUGAUUUUGAGAACAAGAGCGCUGAGUUCAGGACACUUUCAGCGUGGACUCUAGCAGCAGCCGUCGUGGUGGCGUUUGUGAUGAAUGUAGUGUGAUAUCAGUGGUAGUGAAGACAGGGCUCUGCUGGCUGCCAUUUCGCUCGGUCGUGGCAGUUGGUCGCAAUAAAUAUAAACUGUAAAUAUAAAUAAUUUGUGAAUAAAUAUAAAUAUUGUGUGAAUAAAUAUUGGUGUGUGACCGA
Ornithodoros turicata is the source of this 6327-nucleotide messenger RNA. RefSeq lists its product as uncharacterized. The record is from RefSeq and is a predicted model, not a curated record. Lineage: Eukaryota; Metazoa; Arthropoda; Arachnida; Ixodida; Argasidae. Bases 62 to 6184 code for a protein of 2040 amino acids. The transcript has 49 exons.